Molecule: messenger RNA, 989 nt
Organism: Phyllostomus discolor (pale spear-nosed bat)
Lineage: Eukaryota; Metazoa; Chordata; Mammalia; Chiroptera; Phyllostomidae
Product: 40S ribosomal protein S15a-like
Exons: 1
Coding region: 564-914 (116 amino acids)
Biological process (GO): translation
Cellular component (GO): cytosolic small ribosomal subunit; ribosome
Molecular function (GO): structural constituent of ribosome
Source: RefSeq, a predicted model, not a curated record
GAUUAAGGGCAUAAAGCUGAUAAUUAUCAAUGACAUUUCAUUCAGUAGUUAAACAUGUUGUCUGUGAUUGGGGGGCAGCCUUACAUGCCCCAUAACUCAGUGACUGAGUUCAUACAACAGUAGUGUCAGUCAGUGCCUCUAGCCACUGUCUACCCUGAAGCCCUUUUCUAGCACAGCCCUUUCUGUUUAGAGAUCUGGAAGACUGAGGCCGAAUUUCAAGAGAUUUUUCUUUUAUGUCUAAGUGUUUUAACAUCUUGUGUUACACCAAAAUAGUUUCAGAAUUUUCUACCUUCUUUACCAGUUAAAUAUACAGUUCCUCCUUUAAUAGGCAAAACUCAUCUUAUUAUGACACCUCAUCCUAUUAAAGUUAAAGCCAUUCUUUCUUUUCAGAUGCCCUUUAAAUUAUAUGGACAUCUUCACACUAUUCUGAAGAUUUAAAAAUAGGAGAUAACUAGAAAAGAGAUGAUGAGGGAUGGAGAGAUGCAAAAACAAUAAGCUUUGUCUUCGCGGCAAAAAUUCUUUGUGACACUAAGCUCUUUCCGCCACCUUUCCAUGCUGUCAUAAUGGUGCACACAAACAUCCUGCCUGUUGCUCUCAAGAGGGUCUGCAAUGCCCAAAACAGAGGCAAAUGCCAGGUUCUUAGUAGGCAGUGCUCCAGCAUUGUCCGGUGCCUAACUGUAAUGAUGAAGCAUGGUUGCAGUGGCAAGUUUGAAAUCAUUGAUGAUCACAGAGCUGGAAAAAUUGUUGUGAACUUCAUGGGCAGGUUAACCAAGUGUCACUUAAUCAGCCCCAAACUUGAUGUGCGACUCAGAGAUCUAGAAAAAUGGCAGAAUAACCUGCUUCCAUCCCAUCAGUUUGGUUGCAUUGUGCUGGCAACCUCAGCUGGCUUCGUGGGCCAUGAAGAAGAGAGAUGAAAACACACAGGAGAGCAAAUCCUGAGACUCUUUUUUUAGGGAUAUAAUAUAUAUGUGCAAAUAAAAUGCCUCAGU